Molecule: messenger RNA, 2169 nt
Organism: [Torrubiella] hemipterigena
Lineage: Eukaryota; Fungi; Ascomycota; Sordariomycetes; Hypocreales; Clavicipitaceae
Source: the annotation of a GenBank genome assembly
AUUAAAAUACCAAGGGAUCCGUCUCCUGCGUCUCCCCUCGUCGUUUUCAAGUCCCAUUCAUCUACCCUGGAAAGCUUUCCCUCCAUUGUCAUGAUGCGUUUCCUCACUGUAAACGCUGCCCUUGCGGGUAUUGUAGUUGCCCUGCCGUCAGCACCCAACUUUGUCGUCCACGAAAGGCGAGAUGCCAGCCCAACCUUGUGGAAUCGACAGGAGCGUGCUGACAAGAAUCUGCUCUUGCCUCUUCGCAUAGGCCUUAAGCAGUCCAACCUGGAUCGCCUGAAUGCUCUGGUCCAUGAGGUGUCCAACCCCGAGUCUUCCAACUUUGGCAAGCAUUGGACAGCCGAGCAAAUUGCCAACGCGUUUGCGCCAACAAGCAAGACUGCCGAUGAGACCUGGCAAUGGCUCAUCAGCUCGGGUAUCGACCCAAGCAGGAUCCAGUGGUCGGCUGGGCGCAACUGGCUCGAGGUUAAUUCCACCGUGGGCGAGGCCGAGAAGCUGCUCAACGCACAAUAUUAUCGCUACGAGCACAAGGACGCAAAAGUAGCUCGCAUUGCAUCCGACCAGUACAGCGUGCCCAGCCACGUGCAGCAGCACAUUGACUUUGUCAUGCCUACCAUCCAGCUAGAUACCGUUGGACCGGUAUCCCGCGCCAAACCCGCCGUCUCGACAGCCGUAGAAGGCGUCAUAGGCCUCAGCGGCGGCACCGGCAACUGUAGCCACAUCAUCACCAUUGACUGUAUCCGCGAGCUUUACAAGCUGCCCAUUCCCACGUCUGCGCAGCCAGGUAACGAGCUGGGCAUUCCCGAGUGGGCUGAUUACCUUUACAACCCCGAUCUCGACGUCUUCUUUGCCAACUUCACCAACCCUGUCAUCCCCAAGGGCACCCGGGCCGAAUUCAUCUCAAUUGAUGGUGGCAAGCCUGGCACGUACGACCGUGUCCAGCAACAAAACAACAUUGAAAGUGCGCUCGAUUUCAUGAUUGCCUACUCCAUCAUCUACCCGCAAAACACACGACUGUACCAAGUAGGCGAUGGAGUCAAUGUCGACUCCGUGGGCACCUUUAACAUCUUCCUCGACGCCCUGGAUGCGUCCUACUGCUCAUACAAGGGCGGUAAUGCCCCCUACAUUGACCCGGCGUAUCCGGACAUGAAUGAUGGCGGUUUCCGGGGGAAGCUGCAGUGCGGAGGGGCCAAGAUGAGCAAUGUCAUCUCCAUUUCGUAUGGUCAGAUUGAGGCUGCCUUGCCGCGCUUCUACCAGGAGCGCCAAUGCCAUGAAUGGGGCAAGCUGGCUCUCCAAGGCGUGUCUGUUAUUGUUGCAUCAGGCGAUAGCGGCGUUGCCAACAGCUACAACUCGGGAUACCCCAACACCUGUGUUGAUGCCCAGGAAAGGUAUCUUGACCCGCAUGGAAAGCGCUUUUCGCCUUCGUUCCCCAAUAACUGCCCAUUUGUCACCAAUGUCGGCGCCACUACGCUGCUCACAAAAAACAUUGCCGAUGGAGAACGCGCCGUCUUGAGCUACGGCUCCGGUGGUGGCUUCAGCGACAUCUUUACCACGCCUAGCUGGCAAGCAGAGGCUGUAGGCAACUACCUGAAAAACUACGCACCCAAGUACGGCCCUGAUGUUUUUAAUUCUUCUGGUCGUGCGUUUCCAGACGUUGCGGCUUUGGGAGACAACAUGGCCAUUGUAUCCGGCGGCCACGUUAGCAGGAGUGGCGGUACUUCAGCGUCUGCUCCUCUCUUUGCAUCCGUCAUCACCUUGCUCAACGAUGAGAGAUUGGCGGCCGGCAAGAAGCCUAUUGGAUUCCUCAAUCCUAUUCUGUACAAGAACCCAGGCAUGUUCAACGAUGUCACCGUGGGCAACAACCCUGGUUGCGGCACAAGCGGUUUCCCCGCCAGCAAAGGCUGGGAUCCCGUCACCGGUCUCGGAACCCCCAAUUAUGAAAAGAUGCGCGCGGUUUUCAAUGGUCUCCCAUAAGUUGGCAGGCUUUGUGCUUUCAAAAGUACAUGUAUCAAGUUUUUGACUUUGGGAUUUUCUGUUGUACUUCUUGUAGUAUGUAGAUAGACAACCAAAGUAGUGUGCCUUUCCCCCCCGAAGAAUGCAGAUGUGUUUUUUUAGACAGUCUCUACCUCAUACGAUCGACGUAAUAUAUAAAUGCAACCUGGCUGGAUG